Messenger RNA from Pedinophyceae sp. YPF-701, 408 nucleotides. The record is from the annotation of a GenBank genome assembly. NCBI's taxonomy places the organism in Eukaryota, Viridiplantae, Chlorophyta, Pedinophyceae.
AUGGUCGCGCCCGACACUCCAGAUGAGCAGCGGCCGUGGAACAGGAAUCGCGGCAUGACAGAUAUCGAAUUCAAGAAGGAGGUCGCCGCGUGGGGCGCGAACGAGCAGCUGUUCUCGCCCGCGACGUGGGAUCUGUAUCGCGGCGUGCUGCGCGCCGACUACUCCAUGUUUGACGAGUACGAGUGGACUCACCCAGGGUGGACGAUGUCGGUACCCGUGCUGGCCAUGUACGGGUCGCAGGACACGCGGUGCACAGCUGAUCUCGUCGACGGCUGGCGCCGCACCACGACGGGGCCGUUCAAGUUGCUGCGCGUUGCGGGGCCCCACCUCUUCGCGCUGGACCCCUCGCACAGGGCGAAGUGGCUCUCGCAGUGCGUGCAGUGGCUCGAAGCCGAGGCGAAACUGUAG